Drosophila arizonae is the source of this 2067-nucleotide messenger RNA. It is a transcript of the gene Miga, whose product is annotated as mitoguardin. The record is from RefSeq and is a predicted model, not a curated record. Lineage: Eukaryota; Metazoa; Arthropoda; Insecta; Diptera; Drosophilidae. Gene Ontology annotation, biological process: mitochondrial fusion.
GCAGGUAGUACGCCGCUAUUCAUAUUUGUAGGCCAAACCUUCGAUUGUGAUGCAAUUGUUGUUUUGGAGAAGAAAGUGAAAGUUUCACUCGACUGCUAUUUGAUUAACACAUAAACUAAGUUGUUAUCAAAACAACUUUACGCUCUUGUGUGUGUGUUAAGUGAUCAGUGAAGAAGUAACGAUAAUACUUCUACUGCUGUAACGUGCUCCAAAAGGUCAGCGACAAGAACAACAACAUCAGGCAACUGCAACAACAACUCGGGCAAACAACACGCGAUUCAAAGCUGGCGAAAGCAAAAACAACGGCCCAUGUGCACGCGACUUGAAAGUUGCGCGCGUAAUUGGGACCGUCCAGUUUAACCUAAAAUCACGCACAAUCCCAAUCAGAAUCCCGAGUACAAAGUAUUCCACAGUUAAGUGAGGCAUGAGUCGUCCCCUGGCCACGCCAGGAUGGAGCAUCCUGCCCUUUCGGGUAUCCACAACGACAAAAGUUGUGCUCUUCUCGUUGACAGCCGGCGUAGCCCUGAUGAGUGUCCUAUCACGGUUCCUGCGACGGCGAAAGCCGCCGCGUCCCAUCCGAAGGCCGCGCAAGUAUACCGGACGACGCACACGGAAUAGCAUGCGGAGUCCCAACGAUCUGACGUCCGUGGCUGGCUCGAAGGCAUCGGCGCGAUCGGGCAGUCCCGUUGGCUCGACGGUGGCGUACUCGGAUCGCCUGUCAAUGGCGUCGGGCUCUAUUGGUGCCAUGGCACAGAAUCAGCAAUUGGCAGGGACCGGUGGCGCUGGAGUAGUGCCGCAGCUGACGGCCCAACAGCUGGGUGUGAUGGGCAUGGAGGCACUGGAUACAGUGAUAAACUUUUGGGAAGAUGCACUGGCCGCGCACUAUUCGCCCGGCGGAGUACCAGCCUCGCUGACAACAGCCGAAGACUCGGAGUUUUGUCGUGAGAUUCAGAACCUGCUGGAAAUGGCGUAUACGCUGCAGGAGCAAAGCGAACUUCUCUUCCUUGAUCAGCGCUCGGUGCUCUUCCGCGAGGAACAUUCCAUAGACGAGGCUGAGGAGGACGGAUUGGCUGCCACCGGAGACGGGGACGACGAUCGGCAUUCGCGAAAGUCGGGCAGCGUAUUGAGUCGCGUUGGCUCCGAUCCCAACUUCGAUUCCGCAGAAAGCUUCGCCUCAGCCCUGGACCAAGUGGCCGAUCUGCGCGAAUUCGAUGGCUUUAUUGAGAUGGCGUACGAAGAGUAUCCGCUGUUUCAGACUGCGCUGAAGCAUCACGAAGAGUACACAGUGCCCUGUCGGACGAUGCGGACCGAGCUGAUGCACUGCAGCAGCGACACCGAAUAUUUGGCCAAGCUGCACUGCGUACGACUUGCCUUUCAGUAUCUAUUCAAAGAUGCGGCCGUCGGGCAAUGGAUUUGCGAUGCGGGCCGACAGAUACUGACCGAUCUGUUAUGCCUGGGUGACAAGGACACCAAAGAGUUCCUAGUGGGCUACGAGGAUAUGGUUAACUAUCUGCAGGAGCCCAGCAACUGGCCGUGCAUCCAAAUGGAGCUCGAGCAGCGCAAUGUGAAGGCGAUGACAUUUUACGACAUUUGCCUUGACUUCAUCAUACUGGACUCGUUCCGGGACUUGGAUGCGCCACCAGCUAGCGUUACGGCCGUUGUUCAGAAUCGUUGGCUGUCCAAUGGCUUCAAAGAAACGGCGCUGACAACGGCUGUCUGGUCGGUGCUAAAGGCAAAGAAGCGUAUGCUUAAAUUUCAAAAUGGAUUUAUGGCCCACUUCUAUGUGAUAUCGGAACAGAUAUCACCUCUGAUGGCCUGGGGCUUUUUCGGGCCCAACGAGAAUCUACGUGAUAUUUGCCAUUAUUUUCGGGAGCAACUGCUGGCCUUCUUGGCGGACAUUUACAGCUUCCAGAAGAGUCGCUUCACUACCAUUGAGGAAUUCUCGGAGGAUGUGCUGAAGCAUAUGCAGACGCGCGUCAACAACAUUGGCGUUAAGUUUAGUCAAUAGAGAGACAUAGACAGAGGAGAUGAUGAUGAUGAUGAUAAUAAUGAUGAUAAUAUUGUUUA